Messenger RNA from Rotaria sp. Silwood2, 1044 nucleotides. NCBI's taxonomy places the organism in Eukaryota, Metazoa, Rotifera, Eurotatoria, Philodinida, Philodinidae. The record is from the annotation of a GenBank genome assembly.
AUGAAUACUGACGAAACAAGUAAAUCAUUUAUGGUUACAACAAGUCCAUCAUCUGAAAUAAAACAUAUGAAUAUCGAAGAUUUAAAAACAAGUUUUAUGGGUAAAACAUCAGAAUAUAUAAAUACUAUGUUAAAUACUGUGCUUGAUGAUCCCGUAUUACUUCGUGUAGCUAUCAGACGCUGUCGCCUUGAUUGUGCAGAAGCUGAACGUCGUAUAAAUAAAUUAAAAGACGAUAAUAAGGAAUAUGUUCCUAAAAAUGAAUAUCUUGCUCUUCAACAAACAUAUGAUGAACUAGUUAAAGCAUCAGAACAAUUGAAACAAAAUUUUCGUAAUGCUAAAGUUGAAUAUAAGUAUGCAUUUAGUUACGAAAAAAAAGCAAUAACAAUAAUUUUAUUUUGUUUAAAUAAUAGUGCAUUGAAAGAAGCACUUGAAUAUUUAAUAAAAGAUCGAGAUAAAUAUUUUACAUUAUGUGAAACUUAUCGUGCUACUUUAACUCCAAGACCAAAAUGGGAACGAUGUGCAUCAAUAAUUGAAGGUGGAAUAGAACGUUGGAAUGAAUUAUCUAUUGGAAAAACAAGUAAUGAACUUGUAGAUAUUUUACUUAAUGAAAUUAUUGGUGGCAAUGAUAUUUAUAAUAAUGUUGUAAAUUUUAUUGGUCUUGGUCUUGAUCCAACAGUACCAAAAUUUCUUCAAACAACGUCGAAUAUUCGUAAUCGACAUUUUAUGCAAAGAGAUGUUUCACUUUUAAUUGAAGAUAUAUGGAAACAAAAGAUAGAAUAUGAUUCUGAAGAAGAUUCUACAACAACUUCAAAACAAAAUAUUAAAAUAUCUCUUGUUGAUUUUGUACAUGUUUAUUUAAAGCAACGUUUUCCUGAUGAUGAACUAUUACAAUUAGAAUGGGGAUAUAAUCUAGUAGCAGGUUGUCGGCGAUUUAAAUCAUCUCCUGAUAUAAGCGAUUUUUGGAGUGUACUUUUAGGACAAACUGAUGAAGAAGUUUAUUAUCAAAAACGUAUCUCUUUGAAUAAUGAAAAACAAAAUUCUUAA